Molecule: messenger RNA, 930 nt
Organism: Penicillium robsamsonii
Lineage: Eukaryota; Fungi; Ascomycota; Eurotiomycetes; Eurotiales; Aspergillaceae
Product: PQ-loop repeat-containing protein
Exons: 4
Coding region: 1-930 (309 amino acids)
Biological process (GO): phospholipid translocation; retrograde transport, endosome to Golgi
Cellular component (GO): endosome; trans-Golgi network
Source: RefSeq, a predicted model, not a curated record
AUGUCUCUUUUCCAGAUUGCCUUUGACUAUGCCGCACCCUUCUUCCUUAUCAGCUCCCCCGUCACGUCCUAUGCCGACCAAAUCGUCAGCAUUUAUCGCACAAGGAGCUCAGCGGGCUUCUCCUUGGACAUUCCUUUGAUUAUGCUGAUUUCGUCGAUCCUGAAGAUUUUCUAUUGGUUUGGCGAAUACUACUCAGGCACUUUGUUGACGCAAGCAAUUGUCAUGAUUGUGGUGCAGGUCACGCUGCUCAAGGUUGCACUAGAUAAUCGCCCUUCCGCCGGCGGGAGACAUGGAAUUGAGCACGCACCCUUCAGCGGUGGUAACUCUGAUGGCUCAUCCUCGAGACCCUAUGAGUUUUGGCAGUGGAGGGAUACCAAACCAUACUGGUUUUGUAUAGCCUACUUCGUCGGAAUCUUGACCUUCAUCCACCUGACCCCGAUCGCCCAAUCGGAAUUCUAUAUCAGCCUCCUUGGCUACAUCGGACUCGCCACUGAAGCUACCCUCCCUCUUCCUCAAAUCGUUGCCAACCACCGAUCCGGCUCGUGCAAGGGCUUCCGAGUCUCCGUUGUCGCGGCGUGGAUUCUCGGUGAUACCAUGAAGAUGAGCUACUUCUUCAACAGCACCGAGACCAUCCCAUGGGCGUUCAAGCUCUGUGGUAUCUUCCAGUGCGUGUGCGACUUCUACCUGGGCUUCCAGUUCUAUUUCUUCACUCGAAACGCCCCCUCUCAAACUCCGUCCCACUCCCACUCCAACUCGCUCUCCUCUUCGUUCUCUAACCCGUAUUCUCACUCACACUCCAACUCAUUCUCCCACCCUCAUCCUAUCCCCCUCACCACUUAUCACUCCCGUUCCAGCUCCCAACCCGCAGGCGAGUUCAAGGAGCAGAAUGGCAGCUGGGAUCAUCAAGAGAAGGAUAUUCGCAUGAACUGA